AUGCAUAUGCACGGUGCGCUGCGACAUCGUGCGUGUGCCCCCGCAUCAGUGCGUGCAUUUUCGUCUAUAUCGUGCUCAGCAAGGCAGUCGACGCCUCGUAUUGCUGCGACUGCUGGUCGUAGUCCUGCCUCGUCGACCAACGACGCUUAUCAUCGCCAGCGCCGUGCAGAGUGGAUCAUCGUCGGCGUAGCCGGCUCAGCUGCCGCGUUUGGUACUUGGUAUUACUGGAACCGCCGAGAAUCGCGUCAAAUGAACGAGACACGCAGUAAAUUUUCGCUCAGCUCGAGCACCCCAACAUCUUUUACGAUUCCUGUUCGUUCUAAGCAGACGGGACAGCCCCAUUUUCGUGUUAUCACGCCGCUGACGGAGGAGCAAGUGAAUGCGCGUCUACGUGAAAAUGAGAAUAGCACACUCGUUGAUCGACCUGCUGGAGCUUGUCUGGUGGCGCGGUAUGACACGAACAGCGUCGCAAGCAAUGCGUCCAACGAGGAUCGGCACGCCGAAGUCAUUGUCGAGCGCGAUCGCGGCAUCAAUGAUCCACCGCAGCACGGAUUGCGAGAAACAACGGAUGCACAGACAGCUGCACCUGUACGUGGCGACUUGUGCUUUUUUACCGUCAUGGAUGGACACGGUGGUGACUUUACAUCCCAGGUUUUGUCGCGGAAGCUCGUGGCUUUUGUCGCCCUGGAGCUAGAUAAGGUAUUCAAGGAGACAGGAGAGUAUGCUCACAUGGCGCGCUCGAAAGUCUCGACCAUGUCUACUCUAUGGAACUCGCUUUUGGGCUCGAAUCACCAUCAUGUUGCAGCCCUCGACGGUGAUCCAGAUAUUGUGAAGCGCGCCUUGAUCAAGGGCUUCCGAGGCCUCGAUAAGGAAAUCACAAAUACGCCUCUUGAGCUGCUCAAGCAGUAUGAGCUGAGUUUGGCUUCUGUCUCGAAGCACCACAAUACCAGCGACGACGCACACUCACUCUCGUCUCUUGCCCACAGUAUUUGGCCGUCAUCCUUGGGCCAGCCAAAGAACACAUCUUUCUCUACCAUGUCUCAGGGAUCGGCUUACGAGAGUAUUUUACCUGCUAUCAGUGGGAGCUGCGCCUUGAUGGUGUAUGUCGACAGUGCUCGUCGCGAUUUGUACGUGGCGUCUACGGGCGACUCUCGUGCCGUAGCAGGAUACUGGGACGAACGCGCCGGACGCUGGGAAGUCGAAGCGCUGAGUGUCGAUCAGACAGGCAGGAACCUCGCUGAAGUUCGACGUAUACAGCGCGAGCAUCCUCCGGACGAAGCCGCCUUUGUGAUCCAACGUGGCCGUGUCUUGGGCGGCUUGGAACCCACUCGGGCCUUUGGCGAUGCCCGCUACAAGUGGGAUCGCCAGACGCAGAAGCGCAUUGCAGAGGCAUUCCUUCCUGAAAAGUAUCGGCGCAUGACACCCGCAGCCCUCAAGACGCCGCCUUAUGUGACAGCUGAGCCACUUGUGCAGUGGCGACGCAUAGCUCCAUUCCAAGACGCUCUCACACCCGCGUAUGCCUCUGCUUCCAAGUCAGGCGCGUCGCUAAGUCCAGCUGCGACCACCCCCGUGUCAGCGUCGUCAUCGCGUGAAUUACGCUUUAUCAUUAUGGCAACAGAUGGGCUAUGGGAUUUGAUGUCGAAUGAAGAAGCCGUGGGCCUUGUAGCCGGUCACUUGGCCGGCAUGCGUGGCUCUGUGCGUGCGGACAAGCUGCAGCGUUUAUGUUUCCAGCCCCAAUCCAAGUCCAACACGGCGGCGAUGCCUGCAUCAUCCUCCAACGAGACCCUGGAACAAGUGCAGCACGGACCAUCUCACCCCUUACUCAAAUCGCCCAACCACCAGCAGACGUUUACGUUCGAAGACGAUAACCUGAGUACACAUCUCGUGCGCAAUGCCUUGGGAGGUGCAGCACGCGAACGCGUGGCGGGUCUCCUCGCGAUCCCCAGCCCGGAGUCGCGUCGUUUCCGCGAUGACAUUACGGUCAAUGUGAUUCUAUUCCAUGCCGCGACUACCUCCACACCUAACGAACGCUCCACCGAGAAGGGGACGACGACGCCGACAUCACCCACCUCAUUGCCCCCCUCUCCCUCGCCCAUGACAGCCAAGCUGUGA
Messenger RNA from Malassezia restricta, 2112 nucleotides. Its product is annotated as pyruvate dehydrogenase phosphatase. The record is from RefSeq and is a predicted model, not a curated record. Lineage: Eukaryota; Fungi; Basidiomycota; Malasseziomycetes; Malasseziales; Malasseziaceae. The coding region runs from base 1 to 2112 and encodes 703 amino acids. Gene Ontology annotation, molecular function: protein serine/threonine phosphatase activity. The transcript has a single exon. Gene Ontology annotation, biological process: protein dephosphorylation.